Aspergillus candidus is the source of this 3471-nucleotide messenger RNA. Its product is annotated as putative filamentation protein (Rhf1). Bases 1 to 3471 code for a protein of 1156 amino acids. Gene Ontology annotation, molecular function: protein binding. The transcript has 5 exons. NCBI's taxonomy places the organism in Eukaryota, Fungi, Ascomycota, Eurotiomycetes, Eurotiales, Aspergillaceae. The record is from RefSeq and is a predicted model, not a curated record.
AUGGCCAGUCGAGAAUCCGAGAAGGCGCAACGCUACAUUGUCGCCCUUGACAAUGCGCGCUGCCAGAAUAAAUGGGAGGAGGUACCGGAGCUCGUUCGGAAGAUCACCAAACAUGCUCCGCACCGAUCUUGCCUCAUCCAAGUAGCCUCAGCCGAACAUCAAGUCGCCAUCGACCUCAGCAAAAAUCCCUCGAAUUCCCGUCCCUCCUCCGCGGCCUCCUCCACCCUCCCCGAACUGAUUCCCUCCCUACUCUCCACCAUUGACCGCGGCGACAGUCCCCGACAGGACAUCUUCCAGGCCCAAGUGUGUUUGGGAUGGCUACAUUGGACCCUCCAUGAGCCUGGGUUGGCCGUCGCCCGACUUCCCAAGGACUUUGGCGAAUCCCUCAAGGCUAUCGCCAGUGCCGGGGAGGACCUGACGCCGUGGACCAAAGUCUGCCUGGUUAAAGGAUGCUAUAUCAAGGGAGCGGCGCAGCACACCGUAGCCGGGGCCGACGAGGCCCUGGAGACGCUCGAUUCGCUGACCCUGUGGCUCAAUGGCUACAGUCAGGCCGCAUCGCUCAACAACCCCCAGUUUCUGCAGUGGUCCGAGCAGUUGGUGGCUGAAGGGGCUCUGUUGGCCGGCGACAAGGCCUGCCAUAUGGCCCCCCGCGCGGACGACAUCCUGCUGCAAACCGCACUGCGACUCUUCCGACUGUGGUCCACCCACCCCCACGUCAAGCGCGGGGGUGCCGCGCCCGCCUCCCCGCGGGAGGCCAACGCCAAGUCCCUCAUCUGGAAAUCUUACUACGACCUUCUGUCCGCCAUCCUACGCCAUGGGCUGCCAUACACGCCUCAGGCAAACGGGCCCGCGCGUCCCCAGCUGGCCAGCGAGCUCCGACUGGUUGAAUCCACCUGCGAGUCCAACUUGCUCCGCGAAGUCAAAUUCCCCACCGCCAGCUCGCGCAACACCCAGGUGGAGGAAUGGGUGGAGCAGGUCAUUGGGAACUGGGGGGUAAUUGGGGGUUCUCAGUGGACCGACGAGGAACUGGGCGACGGUGGCCAGGUAGCCGUGGGCCGCGCCGUCCUCGACAUCCUUUACCGCGCGGCAACCAAGACCUACCACUCACACCUAAUCUUGCGCCGGCUAUUCCAGGUUCACGCGUCCCUGGCGGACUUCGAUCUCGCCCUCAAGGCGUUGGAUGCGUACAUCGAGAUCGUCACGGACGCCAAGGAACGCGCCGCUAAGGGGGCCCAGUUUGGGGCGACGGAAAGCGACGGGACCUUUGUGCGCACCUUGUCGGAGGCCAUUGUCAUGCUCGGCUGCUUUGGCGCCAAACCUCAGGCUGAAAAGGCACGAGAGCUGGUGGACCUCAUCAAGACGGUCCUCGCCCGGCACGUAGGGGAAGGGGACGACGACAGCGGCGCGGACGGGCAGCUGGUGGCCGCCGGGACGCACUCCCCUGCCUCCCCGGCGGUGGCCCCGGGGGAUCUGGCGACGGCGUACCGGGGCAUCGGCAUCGGCCUGGCCAACUGGGCGUACUGGACCCCGGUGAACGAGAAGCGAGAUGACAUCCGCGCCGAGGCCAUCGAUUAUCUCGAACGCAGCCUGGACCCCGCCCUGGGGGACGACACCAACUGCUCGUCGCUUUACACGCUGGCCAUACUACUUGCGGAGGACCGCGAUCUGGAUGGCGCGGUGGACUACGUCAAGUCGGCAUUGACCGCCCCUGGUGGACCGUCGCCGCCCCAGGCGCAUUUCGUCCGGGAGAGGGACCUAGUCCCGAUGUGGCACCUCCUGGCGUUGCUCCUCAGCGCCAAGCACGACUUCGACAUCGCCGAGCGUUCCUGUGAAGCCGCGUUCGAGCAGUUCCCCAACGCAGUCACCUCCCUGACGCACGGCGACCGACGCGCCACCAAGUCACCGAGCAGCCCGGAUCCAUCCAACGCGGCCGGACUGACUCACGCCCUCAUCCGUCGCCUGCGCGGCCGCGAGAAGGAGCGCAUCCUCGAAACCCGCAUGACCCAACUUGCCUUCGUGGAGCUGGUGGAGGGCCCCGAGGCCGCGGUCAACCACAGCGAGCAACUGCUCGGUCUCUUUGCCGCCCUGUUCGACGACCUGGAUCUCUCGUCGGAGGAGCGGAAAGAGCCUGCGGACCAUCUGACCCCGCCCAAAAGUUCCGCUGGGUCCACGCGGACCUUCCGGGGCAGUAUUUUUGGCCGCAGCAGCAAAGUCCCGCGCAUCCCCGAACCGGUCCCCGGGAUUCCGCCGGAUAGCCCACACGUUUCAUCGCGUGCGGCGGAGUCCCCCGCCACCACAGACGCCCCGCCCGCGAUCCACGUGUCCGACGACGCCCGACACCACACCCCAGAGGGUUCCGCCGCGGUAUCCCGGUCGAAUUCCCAGAGGGUCCGCAAGCGCAGCAGCGGCCGGAGACUGGGGGCCGACCCCGUCAACGGGGACGGGGAGUCGGCGGGAGUCCACGCGAACGGCACCCGGUCCCCGCCCGGCUCGCAACCCCCCAACGCACGGCACCCGCUGCCUCCCAUCCCUCACAAUAUCAGCCACGACCGGCUCCCCCCACCGGCGGGGCACGCGGCUCAGCCCCCGACGCACGACGUCCGGGUGCCGAGCUCGUACAGUUUCGACUCGCCGGCGCAGGUGGUGACCAAGUUGCCGCGCGUCCAGUCCCAGAAGCACGCGCUCGGGUUGCUGGUCAAGACCUGGCUGCUGAUUGCGGGCCUCUACCGCCGCGCGUCCCUUUAUGACGACGCGGCCGAGGCGUCGGAGGAGGCCGCCAAGCAUGUGGCACGCGUGGAGGCGCUGGUGGCGGCCGAGGACUCGUCCGCACGGGGCUUCCGGCAGCGUGGCUGGGCCGUGGGGCGGAGCGCCGACGAGCUGCGAGCGGACCUCUACACGGAGCGGGGCCUUUUGUCCACGGCCCAGGGGCGCGCGCACGAGGCCAUGGGCCACUUCGAGGACGCCCUCCUGCUCGACUCGGAUCACCCCAAGGCGACCAUCUGCCUGUCCACCCUGCUGUUAGACAUCUGGGACCGCAAGCUCCCCUUGGAGCUAGUCGAGCCGGAGAUUGAUCUGGACCCGUCCCUGCAGGCCCGGGUGCCGGCGGCGCCCACACCGGAGCAGACCUCCAAACGGCUCAGCCGGGGGCCCAACUUCUCCCUGGGUGCGCACCUGGACAAGCGACAGUCGCAAGCCCUGGCGGCGCCGGUCCUGCCGGCACCGCAAGAAGACGAAGCCAAGCUGCUCAACCGAAUCUCUGCGCGCGAGCGGGCGCACGCGCUGCUGUCGGCGCUGACGAAGCGCGGCAGCUCCUGGGACAACAGCGAGGCGUGGUUUGUGCUGUCGCGGGCGUACGAGGCGGAGGGCCAAACGGAGAAGCUUAAGGAGGUGCUGUGGUGGUGCAUUGAGCUGGAGGACCGGCGGCCCAUCCGACAUUGGUCGCACCUAGGGUCGGGGGUGUACGUGCUGUAA